AUGAUCCAUAGGUCGCUUGCAUCCUGCAUCUUCUGCAAGAUCAUCAAGGGCGAAAUUCCAAGCUAUAAGCUGCUUGAAACUGAAUUCUCGUUCUCAUUUCUUGACAUCGGGCCUUUGUCGAGGGGACAUGCCCUGGUCAUUCCCAAAUAUCACGCAGAGAAGAUACAUGAAUUGCCGGACGAAUAUCUCGCCGACGUGCUCCCGAUUGCGAAGAGGAUCGCGCUUGCACAGGGAGUGCCGGAUUAUAACAUCUUACAGAACAACGGAAAGAUCGCCCAUCAGGAGGUUCCACAUGCACACUUUCACGUUAUCCCUAAGCCCUCUGUCAGUGAUGAUGAAGGCCUCUACGUCGGCUGGCCCACAAAGACUUUCGAAAAAGAAGAAAUGCAGAAAAUCUUUGAAGAUAUCAAACGCAAGUUGGAGGCAGGACCCCGAUUGUAGUUCAUUGGAAGGUGAUUGAAUACAACUAGGCUUCCGACGUUAGAAGAGAAACGACGAUUUCCAAGUCUCCGUGUAUUAAUAUUAUUUGUCCCUAGUAGGAAUCAAUGCCAUUGUCUUGGCUUCCAACCACGUUC
This is a messenger RNA of Laccaria bicolor S238N-H82, 575 nucleotides long. RefSeq lists its product as uncharacterized. Lineage: Eukaryota; Fungi; Basidiomycota; Agaricomycetes; Agaricales; Hydnangiaceae. The record is from RefSeq and is a predicted model, not a curated record. Gene Ontology annotation, biological process: nucleotide metabolic process. The transcript is spliced from 5 exons. Gene Ontology annotation, molecular function: catalytic activity. The coding region runs from base 1 to 441 and encodes 146 amino acids.